Closterium sp. NIES-67 is the source of this 4705-nucleotide messenger RNA. The record is from the annotation of a GenBank genome assembly. NCBI's taxonomy places the organism in Eukaryota, Viridiplantae, Streptophyta, Zygnematophyceae, Desmidiales, Closteriaceae.
CUGAUACAGUAGACCAAAGUUCCUGGAAUCUUAGUGUUAUAGCUCCUGGAAUCUAGUGUCGACGCGGGAAGGUAUCUAAAGGAAGUCAUUCACUGGUGCAGGUCGUUUCGUUCGCAGCUCCGCUUCUAGGUCUCGAACGCAUUUGUUUCUUAUAUCGUCGUAGUGUGACAGGAGAGCCUUGAGAUACCAUGCAGGUGCACAGGCGGAGAUAACGAUCGGCCGUAGUGCCUUUACAGACAGCGGGUUUUGUUAUUCCUCGUCGGAAUCUCGUUCCUGGCACGACUAGUGCCGAGACGAUACAGGGAUGACGGGCCUCUUAGACAGAAUACGAAGGCUUUUCAGGAAGCCCGAGCAGCGGGAGGACCGGCUCUUUUACAUUAACGAUGCUGAGAGUAACGAGGAUUUUGUUUUCAGCAGCAAUAAGAUCGCGACGACCAAGUACACUUGGUACACCUUCAUUCCCCGCGGUCUCUUCGAGCAGUUUCGACGGGUAGCCAACUUCUACUUCCUCUUCAACGCCAUUAUUUCCCUGACGCCUCUGAGUCCCGUCAUGCCCAUCACCACCAUCACCCCUCUCGUCUUUGUCAUCGGCCUCGCCAUGCUUAAGGAGCUCUGGGAGGAUAUUAAGCGCGGCGCGUCGGACUACGAGACGAAUAAGCGGAAAAUCCGCGUGAUUCUUCCGGACGGGUCGGAAGCGAUGCGGGAAUGGAGGGAGUUAAGAGUCGGGGAUAUAGUGCAGGUUGAAGGUGAUACUUACUUCCCCGCAGAUUUGAUAUGCUUAGCCAGCAGCAGCGACGACGGCUCGUGUUACGUGGAAACGAUGAAUCUGGACGGAGAGACUAAUCUUAAGUUGCGGAAGGCGCUACACGAGACGUACGCGCUAGACGGUUCGCAGCUCGCGAGAUUGAGAGGCACUGUCGAGUGCGAGCACCCUAACGUCUCUAUCUACACAUUCACGGGGAAGAUGCGCCUCGAGGGCCUUCAGGAGACGCCUAUAUUCCUUUCGCCGACUAAUAUCCUCCUUCGCGGCUCGAAGCUAAGAAACACGCGGUUCGCUGUCGGGCUGGUGGUCUACUCGGGCCGCGAGACGAAGAUCAUGAUGAACGCCACGGAUCCGCCGUCCAAGCGAAGCUUCGUGGAAAGGCGGCUGGAUUACGUCAUCCUUUUCGAGCUCGUCCUCAUGCUAGCCCUAGCAAUCUUCCCUGCGGCCGUUUUUGCGGCGAGAUUGCCGUACCAGGAGGAGCAUAUGUGGUACCUGGAGCUGGACCAGAACAGCCAGCUUACAGGGCUUAACAAGGCGCAGUAUAACGCGAACAACCCCGCGCUGGCAGGCGUUCUGCAGUUCUUCACGUGCCUCGUGCUCUACGGCUACUUUGUGCCCAUCUCGCUGUACGUGACGCUGGAAAUCGUGAAGCUGCUGCAGGCAGUCACCAUCUCGUUCGACCUGCACAUGUACUACGAGGAGAAGGACAUCCCCGCUAUUGCACGCACCUCUAACAUCAACGAGGAGCUCGGCAUGGUGCGCACAGUGCUGUCGGACAAGACCGGCACGCUAACGCGCAACCAGAUGGAGUUCUUCAAGUGCUCCAUAGCCGGCGUCCCCUACGGCAUGGGCGUCACCGAGGUCGAGAAGGCCGCCGCCCAGCGUGCAGGCCGGCCUCCCCCAGAAGAGGACGAAGAGGACGAGCAGGUGUACCUCCCCGAGCGCCCCCUGGAAAAGGGGUUCAACAUGCGGGACCCGCGGCUGGACGGCAUGAAGUGGGUGGAGCAGCCCAGUGCGGACGACAUCAGGAGGUUCCUGGAGGUGCUGUCCGUGUGCCACACGGUGGUGGUGGAUACAGCCCCCGUGGAGCGCGCUGCCAGCAGCAAUAUCUUCGCCAUGGGGUCUGGUGGGGGGCCGGGGGCGGGCGUUUUGGGGCCUGGGGAGGUGGGGAAUGGGGGAAUUACAGGGAGUGGGUCAGGUGGGGUGGAUGUAGGGGCGAGUCUUGGGAUGAAGGGCAGCAGCAGCAGCCUGAGUCUGGCCAGUGCAGGGUCUGCGAAUGCCAGCAGGGGAGUGAAUGGAGCAGGAGGGGGAGGGGGAGGGGGAGGGGGAGGGGAGACGCCGCUGUUACCGCAGGGCGAGGAGGCGAUGGACGCGGAUGCGGUGCGCUUCCUGGCGGAGUCCCCCGACGAGGCGGCGUUUGUGGUGGCGGCGAAGCGGCUGGGGUUCCUGUUCCUGGGGCGGCAGGGCAACGAGCUGAAGGUGCGGGAGUAUGGGAGUGGGUGGAGCGUGGUGCACGACCGGCCGUAUGAGCUGCUCAACACGCUCGAGUUCACCAGCCACCGCAAGCGCAUGAGUGUGGUGGUGCGCGCGCCAGAGGGGCGCCUGCUGCUGCUGUGCAAGGGGGCAGACAGCGUAAUUCUGGAGCGGCUGGGCACCACCGAGCAGGCCCAGAAGUACCGGCCUAUCACAGAGCGCCACAUGACCAUGUACGCAGAGGCGGGGCUGAGGACGCUGGCAAUAGCGUGGAGGGAGGUGGGCGAGGAGGAGUACGCUGCGUGGCAGCAGCGGUGGGUGGAGGCGAAGGGGUAUGUGGCGGACGCGGCUGUGCAGGCAGAGAGGCUAGAGGAACUGGCGGAGGAGCUGGAGAGUGGGCUCAUCCUGGUGGGCGCCACGGCCAUCGAGGACAAGCUGCAGAUCGGUGUGCCUCAAGCCAUCGAGUCCCUGGCCCAGGCGGGCAUAAAGCUGUGGGUGCUGACGGGCGACAAGCUCGAGACAGCCAUCAACAUCGGCUUCGCAUGUAGCCUGCUCAGGCACCACAUGCGGCAGCAUCUCGUGUUCCUGGAGGAUAACGAGGCGGCUACGAAAGAGGCUGCCAGGCGGGGCGUGCCACUUAAAGAGUUCGCAGCAGAGCUGGUGCGCUCUCAGAUCCUAGCAGCCAGUGAGUCGGUGCACGGCGCACAGAGCGGGGGCACAUGGGAAGGUAACACAGCAGAUCCGUCCGACUCCAGGCAUGGCGAUUCGCGCACGGCUGAGGAGACAGCCGCAGGGGAGGCACAGGAGGAAAGGGAGGGGGACGGUGGGAGCGAGGGCGAGAGAGGGAGUGAGAGCGAGGGGCCGGCUGACGAGGAGCACGCGGUGGUGAUAGAUGGCAAGGCGCUGGCUCUGGUUUUGGCAGACGACGCGCUGCGCCUGGCGUUCCUGGAGCUGGCGCUGCAGUGCGCGUCGGUGAUCUGCUGCCGCGUGUCCCCCAAGCAGAAGGCGCAGGUCACUGCCAUGGUGCGACGGGAAGGGAAGCAGAUCUGCUUGGCGAUUGGGGAUGGCGCGAACGACGUGGGCAUGAUCCAGAAGGCGAACAUCGGCGUGGGGAUCCGAGGCGAGGAGGGGCAGCAGGCUGUCAUGGCGUCGGACUUUGCCAUUGGCCAGUUCAGAUUCCUGGAGCGGCUGCUAUUGGUGCACGGGGGAUGGUGCUACAAGCGCAUCUGCGUGCUGAUCACGUAUUUCUUCUACAAGUGUUUCGUGUUCGCAUUCACCAUCCUCUUCUACAACUGCCUCGCUUACUUCUCCGGCACGUCGGUGUACUACGACUGGUACCUCACGCUCUACAUGGUGCUCUUCACCUCGCUGCCCAUCGGCGUCGUGGGCGUCAUGGAUCAGGAUGUCAAGGCCGUGUACAGGCUGCGCUAUCCCCAGCUCUAUGGCCAGGGCCAGCGCAACGAGUUCUUCUCCGUGCUGAGCGUGGCGAGCUGGAUGGCCAACGGGCUCACUCAGGCCGCCGUGAUCUUCGCGCUCUCCCUCGUGCCCUUCGCCCUCGUGGCGGACCGCAGCACGGGGUACAUCCUGGACCUCACGGCCGUCGGCACCAUCAUGUACUCGGCGGUUGUGACGACCGUCAACCUGGAGCUGGGGUCCAAUGUGCAGUACUGGAACGUGCUGCACUUCCUCACCAUAUUCGGCUCCAUCCUCUUCUUCUUCGUCCUCAUGGCGAUCGGCAGCUACCUGCCCAUCAAGUGGGUCGGCAAUCUGUCCGGCGUUGCCGCCCAGCUGCUGCCGGCAGCUAGCUUCUGGCUCAACCUGGUGCUGGCGGUGGUGGCGGCCAUGCUGCCGUCGUACGCUGUCCGAGGAAUGUGGAGGCAUCUGCGCCCAGGCGACCACGAGGUGGUGCAGGAGAUCGAGCGGCGGGAGAGGCGGCGGCGGCUGAUGCGGCUGUCCACCAUGGCACGCCACAUGUGUGUGGGCGCCCCGCUGGUGGCCAAUCACGGCGAAAAUGGCGCUGCUGACGUGGAGCAGUCGGUCCAUAGCUCUGCAGGCUCUGGCAGCAGUGAUGUUGGUGGGAAGGGGAAGGGGAAGGGGAAGGGUGGAGUGGGGAAUGGAGUGGUGGGGGAGUAUCAGAUGGCUGAGAAUGGAGGGGUGGGUUUCACUGCAACUGAGGAGCUGAGACACAGAAACCACCAGCAACAGAGACACGUGCAGCAGUAACCACCGCAUGGUCCAUGCGUAUGAGUGGUCAGUAGUAAUGAAUGAGUGAAUGGCAAGCAGCCAUGGGAUGGGGUUGUGUUGGUGGCUGAAAAGCAAAAUGGCCUGGAGUACCGUAUAUUGAUUGUGAUGGUCUGGUGCAGCUGGUUAGCACCAUACGCCCAUGGUAUUGAUGGCAGCAGGUAACUCAAUCAGCACAGUCAUCACAGCUGGUGCUGUGUAAUCAUAUGUUCGUUUGUUCCUAUAAUA